GGGUCGGGGGGCUUCUAAGGUCAGCAUACCCUCUGCCACUUGCUGCUGCCUCCUCCGCCCUUGUCAUCCUUACAUUGCUAUGUUGCAACUACCUUCUUGUGCUUACCUUUUAAUGCUGCCUCUUUGGGAAGAUGAGGACAAGGAAGCCCUCCUGCCCGCUGGAGACGGUCUGGGAGGAUAAGCAUAAAUAUGAUGAAGCAGAGCGGCUAUUCUACGAACGGGAAGCCACACAGGCCGCCGCAGCCCAGGCCCAGCAGCAACCAGAGGAGGUGGUGAAUGGCCUCAGCCAGGAUGAUUCAGGGGACAGCAGCGGGCGGGACACCAAGAAAGCCAACAACGGGAAGAAGCAGAAGAAGAGGAAGCGGUCACCCAAGAACCACUCAUCCCAGACCAACCUGGCCCUGGUGGGCCUGUCAGCCGACCCAGUUUGGUUUGAAAAGCCACUUUUUGACCAGGCAGAGACAUCCUACCGCAAGAAGCUUGCAGAUGCAGUAGCUCCACGUGGCCUAGUCCCCAUGGAGGCAGCCUCAGCCACCCAGGUGCACUCAGCACUCUGGCCAGAGAAGGCAGCUCCUCGGGCAGUGGCAUUCAAGCCAGGGAAGGCCCUGACGGCACCCUGCACCCAUGGGAGCCAUGUGGCCUGCCACCAUAUGGCUUGUGGCAUCUGGGUUAACAAGUUCUAUUUUGACCGAGCUGAGAUGGCAUUUGUGGAGUGGACGCAGGCGUCCACCCCACCACAUUCCCUGGACAUCUCAUCCCCACAGCUUCCACAGGACACAAGUGUGGCAAGUGGGAGGGGCACCCCAGAUGAAGGAUAUAUGACAGCUGUAACUACUCCUGCCACCCCAGGGCCACCCAUUAGAGGCUCAUCCUUCACUGCCUGCUGGCCCAGCCCACCAGCCAAUGGUAAACCCCAGCUUUUUAGUCUUCAAGCAAUGAUGCAGGAGGUAUGGUUGGAAAAGCCCCAGUAUGAUGAUGCUGAGAGAUGUUUCUAUGAAGCCAUGUUUGAUGGCCACCCACCAGGGAAGGUGAGGCUGCAGGAACGAAGCGGGCCACCUGAUGGAGCACGGCGGGGAAGAAAAGAUAGACGAAACAGAAAUAACAUAAGCAAACGUAUUGGUCCAAAGCGGGCAGACCCCAUGCCCUCCAAAGAAGUGGACCCUGCCUUGCCCUACUGGUACUUCUUGCACAAGGAUGGUGAACCCCCAUGGCUCAGCAAAUCAACUUAUGACAAUGCCGAAUCCCGUCACCAUGCAACUGAGGCCCUCCGAAUGUCAUGGCGAGCAGAAGCACCUCCAGUCUCGCCAGUCCCUGCCCAUCGGCCUGCUCCCCGUGCUGUCCCCUCAGCAUCUACACCAAGACCAAAGGCUCCUGUUUGUCUUCCUCACUCCCUACCAGAGCAACCAGUGGCAUCCGUCAGUGGGAAGGGAAGGAAAACACCUCUUAGCAGGAAGAUGGCAACCAGCUUUCUGGUGCAUGAGAAGAUCUGGUUUGACAAAUUCAAGUACGAUGAUGCAGAGAGAAAGUUCUAUGAGCAGAUGAAUGGUCCUAUGCCCGUCCCCUCCCGACAGGAGAACGGCGCCAGUGUGAUCCUCCGUGACAUUGCCAGAGCCAGGGAGAAUAUCCAGAAAUCGCUGGCCGGAAGCGCAAACAUCAGCUCUUCCAGUGGUCCCAGUGGGGACCAUAGUGAGCUGGUCACCAGGAUUUCCAAUCUAGAGGCAGAGAACCAGAGCCUUCGGAGUGUGAUUCAGGACCUACAGCUCACCAUCUCCAAGCUUGAAAUCCGGCUCUGCACCCUGGAGAAAUGCACCCCUUCCCACCGCUCUCUGGCUCCUCAGACUCAGCACGUAUCCCCUAUGCAGAAGGUGGAGCCACCCGCCACAUCACCUGCUAAGAAGGCAGCCACCCCAGCAGAGGACGAUGAGGAAGAUGACGAUAUUGACUUGUUUGGUAGCGAUGAUGAGGAAGAAGACAAGGAAGCAGCCCGGCUUCGCGAGGAACGGCUUCGGCAGUAUGCAGAGAAGAAGGCCAAGAAGCCAGGGUUGAUUGCGAAGUCUUCCAUCCUCCUAGAUGUCAAGCCUUGGGAUGACGAAACAGACAUGGCAAAGUUGGAGGAGUGUGUCCGCUCCAUCCAGCUGGAUGGGCUGGUCUGGGGAGGCUCCAAACUGGUGCCUGUGGGCUAUGGCAUUCGGAAGCUGCAGAUCCAGUGCGUGGUAGAAGAUGACAAGGUGGGCACGGACAUCCUGGAGGAGGAGAUCACCAAGUUCGAAGAUUAUGUGCAGAGCGUUGACAUUGCUGCUUUCAAUAAGAUCUAAAAGGCCCCUGAAUGUGUGUGAAUCUGUAACCAAAAUAAAGGCUGAGAUUUGAGGUG
Messenger RNA from Phascolarctos cinereus (koala), 2371 nucleotides. It is a transcript of the gene EEF1D, whose product is annotated as eukaryotic translation elongation factor 1 delta. The record is from RefSeq and is a predicted model, not a curated record. Gene Ontology annotation, molecular function: guanyl-nucleotide exchange factor activity; translation elongation factor activity. Gene Ontology annotation, biological process: translational elongation. Lineage: Eukaryota; Metazoa; Chordata; Mammalia; Diprotodontia; Phascolarctidae. Gene Ontology annotation, cellular component: cytosol; eukaryotic translation elongation factor 1 complex.